Messenger RNA from Cladophialophora yegresii CBS 114405, 984 nucleotides. RefSeq lists its product as uncharacterized. The coding region runs from base 1 to 984 and encodes 327 amino acids. The transcript has a single exon. Lineage: Eukaryota; Fungi; Ascomycota; Eurotiomycetes; Chaetothyriales; Herpotrichiellaceae. The record is from RefSeq and is a predicted model, not a curated record.
AUGGCUCAAUCUCUUCCGCCAGAACCCAUGAAGCUGUCUCCUCACCAGGAAGCAAUGGAAGAAGCAUGCAAGGCUGGUCAAGUCGCCGAGUUACAGAAACUUUUUAACGAGCACGAUGUUAAGGAGGGCGACGACCCUAUACCUUACUGGCAUGCCACGCCACAGGGUGCGCCCGCGACAGAUACGCUGUUCGCCGCCGCCAUUUCGCAUAAACAGCAGUCAAUCGUCCAAUAUCUGCGCUCGGUGUAUCCCAAACUCGACUUUUCCAUUCCCACAAUCAUCGGUGCCCUCACUGCGACGCCAGACCUCGACAUGCUCAAGUUGAUUUACUCCUACUCGCCUCGGAUUGUGAACUUUGGGUUCGAUGACCACGUCACGACGUUUUUGAGCAAGGCGUGUGAAGGCGGUCCUCAAAAUGCACCAUUUGUAAACUUCCUCUUGGACCACGGGGCCAUGGCCGACGACUUUGGGAGCUACACAUACCAAUUUGGAGCAGAACUACUGCCCGCCCUUCAACAUGACCAGCCAACACACAUCAUCAAGAAGAUGAUCCCCAGGACGUCUCGUUUGCCGUUUCCUAUUGACGUGGCGAUCAGUCGGAAACGUGUCGACAUACUCGAGCUGCUUUUGAAUGAGGAGGAGAAGAGGGGAAAACGUUCCCGCGAUGGAAUAUAUGAGCAGGCGUUGCUACAUCAUGCACAUGAAACCGAAGAUAAGACUGUGAUCGCCUUGGUGGAACGGUUCGUGGCGAAUUUUACUGCCGCCAGAAAUCUCCAAUCCACGAGGGCCACCACGGAGAGCAGGAGAUGGUGGCAGUUCAGUGCGCGGGCUGACUCCAAGGGUCACACCGAUGGUAAGGACUCUAGCAGCGCGUCUCGGACUGGUGCCGGCAAGUCGUGGUGGCCGCUGUCGAAGGUUACGCCUGUACCCGAGUCUGCUGAUUCACACCGGAAGGAGGCACCACCCGAUUCGGAUUCGGAUUAA